AUUGUAGACCAGUGUUCUUUUAUAAAGUUUGUUGUGGUUUAUAUUUUUCUAUAUUUGUGCUUUUGUGUAAUUAAAUAAAAAUUUAAUAAUAGUUUGUGAAAUUACAAAAAGAUGACUACAUGUUUCAAUUAUUUAUAUCGCAGUAUAACAUUGUACAAUAUUAUAAUCCAAUUAAAAGUUAAAAACAACAACUACACAUUCUAACAAGAAUUCAUGCUAGGGAAAAAUUUUCUAGAUACCUAUAAGUACAUGCAAACGAUUCCAUGUUCGAAAUAUGAAAACCCGGCAGCUAAAUAACGAUUCUAUAGGUAUAAAAAAAUCCUUCAACAUUUCCUUGUGAUGAAAUUCUUUAUAAUUUGAAAUUAUUAUUUUCUAAAGUUUUAACCAGUUGUACUGAUUGCGAUGAUUAUUACAUAGACUUCGCCUCAUUCUCAUGAUUCACGAUUUCCAUAUAUAAAUCUAGCAAUCAACGCAAUUUGAGGUACAAAAUCAGCGAGUAAAAAAAGAUUUACCAUUUUUGGAAUAGAGAUACAAUAAACCAGAGAUAGCAAGUGGAGGAGAAAGAUUGAAAAUAAAAUCUUUUCAUAAUGGCCUCUGAAACAACAUCAUACGCUUCAUCAUCAUCGCAAUCAGUGGUUACACCGAAGGAAUUGUUGUUAGUUUUGAGUAUUUUAAAUGAAAAACAGAAACUAAAACAUAAACAACAAAAGGAGAAGGAGAUGCAACAGCAGCAGCAGUAUCAACACCUCCACUAUCAUCACCAACACCAUGAGCAGCAGGAGCAUAAACAACAACAGCUGCAGGAAAGUAAAUGGAAAGGCGAGCUGGAGGAGUCUCAGCAACUUAUGGAAUUGAGCCAAAUUGAGUUGAUAUAUCGUGCUGAGGGUAAUGCAAAUUUGGUGCUUGCAUUGCCGCAAUUUAAAAAAGUUUUACGUUUGCCAAAAAUUUACAAACAACACGAACAAAAGCAACUGGAACAAGAACCACAAUACCAGGAGACCCAAUGUAACCAAGGGCUCUCGCAACAACACCAACAUGCACAGGAGCAACAAAAGCAGCAGGAUGAAAUGAACCAGCAGGAGCCAAACAAGAUUUCAACUACCGGCCAGCAGCAAAAUAAAAACGAUGCUGUUGGAAUCUUGACAAUGGACCAUUAUGUGGCUUAUAUUAGUAUCAUACGUUGUCUUGUGGGAAAUGAGUUUGUAUUUGAAGCGGAUAUUGUUGCAGUGCCAAAUCCCAUUGACAGACACUGGAUAAAUGAGCACAUUAAGCCUUAUAGGCCAGCUAAUCGCUUGGAUAAAGAAUUUGGUGGCCAUUUCGGUUUGUUACUACCAGAUGCUACCCAACUGCCUGCAGAGUUCGAUAUUUUAUAUUCCAACUUACAGCGUAAAAAGCAGCCAGCAACAGAAACAACGGACAUGAAAACAUCACAAUGUAGCAACAGCAUCAGCAUUGAUAACAGUGGCAACAUAAGCAACAAUAUAUUCGGUCCAGAUACUUUCGCCAUUGAAAUAAAACCAAAGCAAGGUUGGCUGUUGCCAAACGAUGUUAACAAUUUAUUUGAUAUAAAGCCAAAAAUAAUACAAACAAUAAGAGCAGCACAACCACCAAGUUUAAGUGAAACAAAAACAACAUCAAAAGCGGCUGUUGCAACAACAGUACCAAUAGCGGCACAAGCAAAGGCAAUAAAAUCAUCAACAGACAGUGGAUGUUUUACUACCACUCAAACUGAACCAUCACGAACAAUAAUGGCAGCAACAACAACACCAGUUACAUCACAACCAGCGGAGGCAAUGACCAGUCGUUGUUGUAACAACAGUACGAGUGGCACAACAAGAGAUGACAAAAUAUCACAUUCAUUAUACGACAUGGUGGAUACCAGGUGUCGUUAUUGUUGUAUGCAGUUUUUAAAGAUAAAACAACAAAAAAUAUGUAAACGUAAUCAAUAUUGUCCAAUUGAUUUGUUUUCCGGGAAUACGGAACAAAUGUUUUUCGCGCUACAAUCCCUUUUCGAGUGUCCUCAAAAUAAUUUGCGUAUUUUCAAAAACGGUAACAUUGUGUUUGAUGACCAAAUAAGCAGAACGUCCAAAAUUGAUGAUUUGUUUUCAAGUGACAAACUGCAGCUUAUAAAACAUUUGCUGGUAACGUGUCUGUUGAGGGAAUACGAGGGAAAAGUAGAAGCGAAAUUCGGUGAAAAAAAGCAAACGAACAAAGAGACCAAACAAGAGCAAAUACAUGCAAGUACUGCAUCAGUUGCUGCUGUUAAGGAAGGAGAAGCAGAAGGAGAUGAAUAUGGUGCUGCUAUUUGUGCUGGCGUUGUUGAUGGUCAACCACAGUCAAGUGUAACUUCAUGCAAAAAACAAAAACUCAACACAAUGCCAAAAACAACAGUAGCAGCAAGUACCACUACACUAACGGAAACGGAAGUGACUAAAGUUAAAUCAACAUUGACUUCAGCAAAACCCAUCUUUACAAUGGACACUACUUCAACGUCCUCCUCCGACUACAGCACUCGGUGUCUAGAGCAAAUCAACAAAGCGGAAGUGACCUGCUUACCAAAGAAUUGUGUCUUGCAAAAAAUUUUACAUUUACAAUCGUUGGCCAAGAUUAAUCUUCAAUUUAUGCUUGACCAUGAAUAUGCUGAUAAAAAAGGAAAAACAUACAACAUCAUAUACAAACUACUUGAAAAAUUUGCUAAAAAUCACAACGAGCUGAUACUUUGCCAAUUAUCUCCGGAGGAACAAUAUAUUUUAGGUGCCACUGCUUUGGAUUGUUCCAUAAUGAUAACAUUUUGUGAAAUUGAAAAUGUCGAAGUAGUCAAAGAAGAAGAACCUAAAGAAAGUUUAAUUGACAUUACUCAUGUGGUGUCGAUAUUUGGUAAGACAUUUUUAACAAAAGUCACUCUAUUGGAUUUGGAUCCAAAACCAGAUACACACUUUAACAAAUACUGUUCACAAACCAAACAAAUAAUUGAUGCAAUGAAUGAUAUGUAAUCACAGGUGUAUGUCUAAAUGAAAAG
Molecule: messenger RNA, 3019 nt
Organism: Lucilia sericata (common green bottle fly)
Lineage: Eukaryota; Metazoa; Arthropoda; Insecta; Diptera; Calliphoridae
Gene: Ipk1
Product: inositol-pentakisphosphate 2-kinase
Exons: 13
Coding region: 588-2993 (801 amino acids)
Biological process (GO): inositol phosphate biosynthetic process
Cellular component (GO): nucleus
Molecular function (GO): inositol-1,3,4,5,6-pentakisphosphate 2-kinase activity; ATP binding
Source: RefSeq, a predicted model, not a curated record